Molecule: messenger RNA, 711 nt
Organism: Suillus subaureus
Lineage: Eukaryota; Fungi; Basidiomycota; Agaricomycetes; Boletales; Suillaceae
Product: Isochorismatase-like protein
Exons: 1
Coding region: 1-711 (236 amino acids)
Source: RefSeq, a predicted model, not a curated record
AUGCCACUAGAUCUUGCAUCCGUUGAACCCUCCAACUCUGCCAUACUCGUCAUCGACGUACAGAACGACUUCGUCAGCGGUAGUCUUGCCGUCCGCGAUGCAGAGCAGAUCAUCAACACUAUCAAUGCACUCCUGACGCUUCCAUUCGCUCUGAAAGUAGCCACUCAAGACUAUCACCCCGCCAACCACAUAUCCUUUGCGCGCAAUCAUACGGGCAAGAAGGAGUUUGACAAGAUCACCAUCUUUCCUCCCGCAGAGUUAGUAGCAAAGAGGACGCCUGAGGAUGAAAGGCCACUUGAAGCGCUGGAACAGGUGCUAUGGCCUGUUCAUUGCGUUCAGGACACGACUGGGGUGGCAUUUGUGGACGGCCUGAAGCACGAGGGCCUCGAGGUCAUCCGUAAAGGCUGUGACGUCGGGAUCGAGUGUUAUUCUGCAUUCGAAGACCCAUGGGGGCUCACGAACACUGGGCUCAAGGACAAGCUGAGGAACAAGGAGAUAUCAAAUGUUUUCGUGGUCGGCAUAGCGGGAGACUACUGCGUCAAGUCUACUGCACUUGAUGCAAAGAAACAUGGGUUCAGGACAUUUGUGAUUAGGGAUGCGGUGAAGAGCGUGUCUGACGAGGGCACAGAAUGGACUGAGAUGACCAAGGCGGGAGUGGAAAUCAUUGACACGGCUGAAGAACUUUUGACGUCAAAAAUAUUCUCUCAGUAG